This is a messenger RNA of Candida albicans SC5314, 1686 nucleotides long. Its product is annotated as glycolipid translocation protein. Gene Ontology annotation, cellular component: endoplasmic reticulum membrane. The record is from RefSeq and is a predicted model, not a curated record. NCBI's taxonomy places the organism in Eukaryota, Fungi, Ascomycota, Pichiomycetes, Serinales, Debaryomycetaceae. Gene Ontology annotation, biological process: glycolipid translocation; dolichol-linked oligosaccharide biosynthetic process. The coding region runs from base 1 to 1686 and encodes 561 amino acids. The transcript has a single exon.
AUGUCGGUAUCAAGUAGUAAACAGCCUGGAAAUGAUGCCAAUGAUGCGAAUCUGUCAGUUAAAGGUGUCAGCCACUUGAUAAUUGUGCAGAUUAUAGCCAAGUUGCUCACUUUUGUUUUGAAUCAAUUGAUAAUCAGGUACUUAUCUCCAUCAAUUAUUGGCGUGACUACAUAUUUGGAAUUCAUUUGUUCGACAAUACUAUUUUUCAGUCGAGAAUCAAUCAGAUUGUCCGUGCAAAGAGUUCGCAACAAUCUGGAUAAUAAGGACUAUGUUGCUCAAAAGGUGGUUAAUUUUGGAAUUUUGGCAAUAGCAUUUGCAUUCCCUAUUUUCAUGGUUAUUGGGUAUUGGCAACUCAAUUACUCACUGGUUAUGGACAAGUUAUUUGUGUCACCAUUUUAUAAACCGGUUAUUGUCUUGUUUGUGGCCCUGGUUAUUUUGGAAUUGCUUGUUGAGCCUAUAUACUGUUUGUACCAAUUCCAAUUAGAUUUUGGUAAGCGGUCAAAGUUCGAAGGGUCGGCAAUUUUCGUUAAAUGUAUAGUUUCGGUUUUGUCGAUUUUACUUGCUAGACAAUAUUUUGUCGAUCAGAAGUUUGAAGGUGUGGCGAUUUGUGCCUUUGCCUUGGCUCAAUUCAGUUAUUCAUUAACUUUAUUUGCAUGUUACUUGAUGUCAUUUAGAUUUGAGUUUCAGAAUAAUAAGAUAAAUUACAACUUAGUGAAACUAAAAGACGAGAAUGCAAGAGAAUUUUAUUUUGAACAGGACACUUUAACUAUUGUCAAGGGGUUUUUUGUGCAAAUGAUCUUCAAACAAUUUCUAACGGAAGGUGAUAAAUUACUAAUCAGUCAUCUCUGCACAAUUGAGGAACAAGGUAUGUAUGCAGUUAUGGCCAAUUAUGGCUCCAUAAUAGCGAGAUUGUUGUUUCAACCGUUGGAGGAGUCAACUCGAUUAAUGUUCACCAAACUCUUAAAUGAGAAUACACGUUCCCAGGGGGAUGAGAAACCCCAAAAACUGGAAUCACAUAAGUGCAUGCAAACAUUUAAUUAUUUAAAGUUAAUAUCAAUCUUUUAUUUCAAUUUGAGUUUGAUUAUUUUGUUUGCAGGUGUCACUAGUGGUCCUUAUUUGCUAAAACUUUUAAUGGGCGGGAGAGCUUCAAACUGGGAAAGUACAGACAUAUUUAAGCUUUUCCCGCAAUAUGUUGUGUAUCUUCCGUUUCUUGCCUUUAAUGGAAUUUUGGAAGCUUUAUUUUCGAGCAUGGCAACUAAUUCAGACUUGAAGAACUUUUCAAAAUUUAUGACAUUAAUUACCAUCUUGGUGUUAAUAUUUCUGUACUUGCUUAUUGAUGUUUUGAAUUUAAGAAUAUCUGGUUUAAUUUUGGCAAACGUAUUCAACAUGAGUUCAAGAAUAGGGUAUUGUUACUUUAAGAUUUCAAAAUUCUAUUCGAAAGAAAAUGUGAAAGUCUCUUUUGUUGAUAUCGUCAGAUACAGCUGUCCAUCUAUUUUGAUUACCUCGAUAAUAUGGAUUAUUCAGCUUUUCAUAAUAGGAAAAAAUACCACUAAUUUUGUACAGUUAAUCCUAAAUGCUUGUUUUUCAUUUGUGUUGGUAAUAAUAUUGAUGGUUAUGGAAAGGAAAAACUCGAAAAAGCCGUUUGAAAAAGUCACAAAUAAGUUUAUGAAACCUAAAUUAGACUAG